CGCCCCGCAGGCAGGACUCUGCCAGCCCCUCGUUCUUCCCGAGCCGCUGCCCCUGGAGGUUACUGGACCUGCGCUGCGUUCAGCUAUGAAAUUUCUGUUGGUUUUUGAUUUUGACCAUACAAUCAUAGAUGAAAAUAGUGACACCUGGAUUGUGAAAUGUGCUCCUGAAAGAAAACUUCCUAAUGAAUUAAGAAACUCUUACCAGCCGGGACAUUGGACAGAAUAUAUGGGUAGAGUCUUUGUCUACCUGGGAGACAAUGGUGUCAAAGAAGAUGAGAUGAAAAGAACUAUGACAACAAUUCCUUUCACUGCAGGAAUGAUAGAUCUUCUGGGAUUUAUUGGCGAGAACAAGGAGUUGUUUGAUUGUAUAAUUGUUUCAGAUUCUAAUACAGUAUUUAUUGACUGGAUUUUGAAAGCUGCUGACUUCCAUAAAGUGUUUGAUGAAGUGUUUACAAACCCUGCAGCAUUCAGCAGUACUGGCUAUCUUACUGUACAGCACUUCCAUGCUCACCAUUGUACAAAGUGCCCUAAAAACCUUUGCAAAAGGAAAGUUUUAAAAGAAUUUCUAGACAAACAGUUGGAGCGCGGAGUAAGUUAUACACAAAUUAUAUAUAUAGGUGAUGGUGGGAAUGACUUAUGUCCAGUAAUGUUUUUGAAGAAGAAUGAUAUUGCUAUGCCCAGGCAGGGGUAUACCUUGGAGAAAAGGAUUUCUCAACUGGCCCAAAGUCUCAGUCCUGUACAGUGUUCUGUUCUGGUUUGGUCAUCUGCAGUCAACAUUAUGUCUUACCUGAAAUCACUUAUAAAGGAAUGAUUCAAAUGAUAAAAGGAAACUGAUGCAGUUACAUUUUAGCUUGUUGGGAGAGAAAAACUACAUGUGUAUAAAAGCUCAAAAUUGUAUAAUUGGACUAUUAUCUGAAAUUAUGGGGUUUUUAACCACAACAUAAAACUGUUUAUGUUCAAUGCUGGUGAUAAUAGGAAAGUGCAGUAAAAAAGGCCUUCUAACACAGUACAGAUUCCAGUAUAAGUGGAGAAGGGGUGUUGGGACAGACUUGUUCAUUAGUUUUUGGCUAUUCCCUCCCCUCCAACCCUUUACAAGUACAUAGCUGAUAUAUACUUGCAAUCUCACACACUUAGGGGAAGGAGUAGGAUUCCUCUUGAAAAGAAUUAAAUUCUUUAUCAGAAAACAUUAGGUGCCAGGAGCAUGGUUCUAGAGCUGUUGGCUUUUAUACUUCUCUGAUCUCAUGGCAAGUUAUUUGCUUGUAAUCUUGUUUAAUCCAAAGAUGCAUUUAUAUUUUCAAUCAAUUAUUUUACCAAACAAAAUUACUUUUUAAUAUUUUGUAUUAUCUUGUAUUGUAAAGACAAUAAAAGUUGCUGUCACUGACAAAUGCAGCACAACUGAUUUGUGUCAUGUAUUCUGCUGGUCUGUGUUUCAUCAGGCCUGGAGAGAGUAGACACAAGUGUAGGUGUCAGCCUUUGGCUGGUCAGACCCUUUUUCCUCUGGAAAGCUGUAAGGAUGUUGCUUUUUUGUUUAAAGAAAAGUCUUUCUCCCAUUCUGCCUACUGCCCUGACAGUGCUGCUGCCUCUGUACAGAGCUGGCACUGCUUUGAUCUUCCAUGCUGGCAGCUCGGAGCCAGCCAGAACUUUUUUUCCUCCUUGGUUGCUGCUGCAGUGCACAGGCUCACAGAAUGGAACAUACAUAUACAGUAUACACUGAUUUUACCUAUUCAUUCUCAUUUAUAUCUAUACCACAAUCUCUUACAGUCUGGAAGGAAGCAUCAAUAUCCAUUUUAACUUUUAAACAGAUUGAUAUCCAUUUUAACUUUUAAACAGAUUGUUCUGUCUAAGUAGUUCUAAAGAAUUGUUUGUCACCAUGCAGUCUUUACCACUGACAGUGAGAUGAGCCCCAAGUGUUGGUGCAUGUAAAGGUACUAAAGGUAAGUCUCAUUAAACUUAAAUAAUGUGUUUUCCUGCCAAAUGUUUUUAUUCUUAUAUCUCAGAAAAGGUUCAAAAUGCUGAUGUAGUCUGCUAUUAAACUGAGGUCAUAUUUAGCUUAAGUGCUUUAAUAACUGAGAGAUUAGGCCAACUUUCACAGUACCUCAGUUGCAGAUCUCUGAGGAGUAGCUCAGCAGCCUGCAGUUGCUGUAUCUGUCUUGUUUUCUGUGCAAUGUUAUUCUCAUUUUCUUAUCAACAUUUCAUGAUGUCACUACCUUCUUUUUCCUUAAUUGAAGAUUUUUGAGUGGUCUUGCCCGUUUUCAGGCUGCUGGUUUACAUAACUUUCCCUUGUGCACUUCUUUCCUUGCCUCACCUAUUUUACUGUAUUGUAGAAGGUUGCUUUGAACACUCUGUUGCCUAAGAUGUCCAAAGUAAUAUACUUCAGUUCUCAGGAGCCUGCCUUUAGUGAUGGAUAUUUGGUAAGUGUCUGAGAUGUUCAUAUUUGGGAUCUUGGCCUAUUGUUUUACUCAAGGGCACAAAGACAUCUUAGGACUGGUGGGUCUCAGGCUGUGGCAGGUUUAAGUUGUCUGGUUUACAGGUCAUACAAAAGAAUGGUAAUGGCUGUUGCAAAAGGCAGUUUCAUAUAUUACUUGGGCUUUUAAGUUGUUGCCAUUGUUUGUCCCCAGCUGGCAACUAAAUAGAGCAGCUUGUGCACUCCAAUCCCUCACUGGGUGAGGAGGAGAAUUGGGGAAAAAAAUUAAACCUCAUGAACUGACAUGACAACAAUUUAAUAAUUGAAACAAAAUAAAAUAUAGUAGUACUUGAAUUACUAUAAUUGUAAUGAAAAGGAGAGAGAAAGGAAUGAGGUCCAGGAGAAACAAGUGGUGUAUAAUACACUGCUCCCUACCCUGUGAUGGCUGCCCAGCCCACCCUGAGCACUGAUGGGCCCCUCCCAGCCGACUCCCCCAGUUUCUGUGCUGGCAGUGCCCUCCGUGCUGUGGAAUUUCCCUUUGGCCUGGCCAGGCCGGCUCUCCUGGCCCUGCUCCCCCAGCUCCUCGUGCAGCUUCUCACUGACAGGGCAUGGGAAACUGAAAAGUCCCUGACUGUGGGUAAGCACCACUUAGCAACAACCAAAACAACAGAGUGUCAUCAACGUGAUUGCCAUGGGAAAUCCAAAACAGCACUAACCAGCUACUAAGAAGGAAAUUAACUCUAUCCCAGCCAAAACCAGGAUAGUUGUGUGUUUCCUUAAUUCUAGAUGUGCUACUGAGUGUUCCAGAUUCUGUGCUGAUCUCGUCUGUGUUUUUCAGAACUUAGUUAUGGACCAGCUUGCUUUCAGUUUGUCCACAGAUCUUGGUUACAGCUUGCUUAAAAACAAACAAAAAGUAGUAUAUCAGUGAUUACUCAGCUUUUUCUUCCACUUACACUAACUAUUGUUGUUUUAGCCUUAAGGGACCUACCCUGUAAUUUGCUGUGAGAGUGAGAUAUUGGGUGAGAAAUUGUUUUUCAUCCUCAAAAAAGGAUUUUUCUGUGGCUUUGAUUAAAGUGCUGAAGCAGGAGUUGGGAGUAGAUUAAGCAGAGUACAUGAGAUAUUAGGAAUUAUGUUAUAAUCACUUCAAGUAGAGGGUAGAGCUGAUGAUAUUUGCCAGACAAAGUGCAUGUUGGAGACAGAAGAAAUUUUUCAAUUCCAGUAGGCAGACCAUUAAGCUAUUAAUUGGGUCUUGUUUGGGUUUUUUUUUUCCCCCACUUAAAAGAAGUGAGGAUUUUUCUGAAGCACCACAAUUACCAAAAUUUUCCACGUUUGGUUACAAUGGAGGGGAGAUGAGUAUCUCUAAAGAGUGAAGCUGGGUGAAGCUGGGAGCCUGGCCAAAAGAAAGGGAAAAGCUCCUUGAAGGGGGAUGCAUGUUCAGUACUCAGUACUGAGUGUUGCUGACCUCCUGACUUGCUCUCUGGGAGGGAGAUGACUUAGGGAAAAAUGUUAUGAAAAAAAAAGCCUAACAGAAGUCAUAUCUGUAUGGGGAAGGUUCUGUAUGCUAGCAAGUGUGCUGUCAUACACCAUGACUGUGUGAGUACUUAGCCUUAGAAUUGUGUGCUAGUGCAAUAGCCAAGACUUCAAAGAAGUUCCUGCUUGUCCAUAGGAAGCGAUGAAAUGGAAAACAAAGCUGUUGGCAUGGGGAUGUAUAAAGACUCUGGGCUGCAAAAGAGAAUUUUCUGGCUAAAGAAAUGGAGUAAUGUAGCUGAGGGACAGGCCCAUGUCAGACAGCAGAGCUGUUGUAAUUACUGGGUUGCACUACAAACUCCAGUUCUCUGGGCUAACAAUGCACCCAGAGGGGUUGAAAAAAAGGCAUAGAUGUGUGUGGGUAUGGGGAAGUUUUGGUUUUGUGGGUUUUUUUUGUUUGUUUGGAUCAUUUUGUCUCAUAUUACUGACCCUUUGAAUCCCGGUGCAGGGCUAGCAUGGGAGGAAGGAUGGCAGAGGAGUACAACCAUUUACACUUUCCUGUCUGGAUUUCCUUAGUUCAUACUUCUGCUUUGUGGCAGAAAUACCACCAGUAAUUAAAAGAAAAAUAUGAUGCUUUUUCAUCUGUGUUGAGUGGGAACUAUCAAAAUUUCUCCUUUUGGGUAUUACUAGCACUUAGCUAAUAAUAAUAUUCGCCUCCUUUUGGUUGAAGAAAUUACUGGCAGUUCUUUCAAUCUCCCUGCUCUGGUAGGGCAAGGAGAGCCUGGCUGCUGGGUGCAAAGAAUCUGAACCCUGCUGCAGAUGGAGAGCCCACAGCUGCUUGAACCCGGAGGAUGCUGUGUUUCAAAUAAAGAAAAUGUGUAGCUAGCAGAAAAAAAA
This is a messenger RNA of Zonotrichia albicollis (white-throated sparrow), 4768 nucleotides long. The record is from RefSeq and is a predicted model, not a curated record. NCBI's taxonomy places the organism in Eukaryota, Metazoa, Chordata, Aves, Passeriformes, Passerellidae.